Messenger RNA from Rhinichthys klamathensis goyatoka, 1002 nucleotides. RefSeq names its product crystallin, beta B3 (gene crybb3). The record is from RefSeq and is a predicted model, not a curated record. The transcript is spliced from 6 exons. Gene Ontology annotation, molecular function: structural constituent of eye lens. NCBI's taxonomy places the organism in Eukaryota, Metazoa, Chordata, Actinopteri, Cypriniformes, Leuciscidae. Bases 110 to 853 code for a protein of 247 amino acids. Gene Ontology annotation, biological process: visual perception; lens development in camera-type eye.
ACCCGACACACCCUCACCUCCACACACACUCACACUCACACACACAGAGAGAGAGUGGAGGGGUGAGAAGAACCGCUGAAGGUCACGGACAGGAGAAACAGACAGAGAGAUGUCGGAUCAGCAGGGACUCCCAGAUCAGCAAGUUGCUGGGAAGAGCCAAGGAGGAGCAGGAGCAGUUUACAAGGUCUCACUGUAUGAAUUUGAGAACUUCCGAGGGAAAAAGGUCGAGCUGUCAGCAGAAUGCAAGGACUUGAUUGAGAAGAACUUGGAAAAAGUUGGAUCAAUCAUAGUUGAGUCUUGCCCAUGGGUCGCCUUUGAGCAGAAAGGCUUUCUGGGAGAGCAGUUUGUUUUGGAGAAAGGAGAAUAUCCUCGCUGGACCACCUGGACCAACAGCCAGAGGAGCUACUGUCUCCUGUCCAUCAGACCUCUGAGAGUGGACAGCGCCGACCACAAGCUAUAUCUGUUUGAGAACAGCAGCUUUGCCGGCAGAAAGAUGGAAAUCGUGGAUGAUGAUAUUCCCAGCCUGUGGGUUCAUGGCUUCCAGGACCGUGUGGCCAGUGCGAAAGUUGUCAAUGGAACGUGGGUGGGCUACAUGUACCCUGGCUACCGCGGCCGGCAGUUCGUGUUUGAACACGGUGACUACAAACACUGGAACGAAUGGGGAGCCACAGAACCACAGCUGCAGUCCAUCCGGCGCGUACGUGACAUGCAGUGGCACAAACGGGGCUGCUUCCCCAUCCCCGACCCGGCUCCCAAACCCAAACCCAACCCCAUCCCCAAUCCCAAUCCUAACCCCAAACCUGCGCCCAAUCCCGCCCCCAACCCCCCUCCCCCUGCCCCGUCCGCCAGCUGAAGGAGAGCGUCCCGCCCCGUCACCGAUGACCUCUGCCCCACUCCUGCUCAGAGGGCCGCGAAGAAAGCUCGAAAGCAAAAGUGACUGCCUUGCAUCUUGUGUGUCUAUCAUUGGAAAUAAAGGCCUCGGCCCCAUGGUUUGAUCUCUGA